GCGUCAGCUGUCAAGCCGCACGCACGCAUACUACAGUAUUGUCUCCGAGCUGAGGUUUGUUUGGACAAACCGACUGAACGUGAUAUUCCUCCGGGACCAGCGGACAACUCGAAGUGCGGAGACCGGGUAACGACUCCCGCGGAGCCGGACUGAAGCGACGCGGCGACGGGGGGAAUUAGUUUGACCCGUGUCCGUGAGGGUUUGAUGAGGUUUCCGGUUGUAACGUUAGUAAGACGCUAGUUCUACAUCCAGCACCAUUAGCUUAGCCGCCUAGCAUGCUAACAGGCUGAUGUAGCCGCGGCGCACGGGAGGAAAUGCGCCGGCAGCUCGUCUGGAGCUCCGUGAUUUGGCUGAAACUGAUGUUCUUUUAAAUAAUUAACCACUAUGACAUGUUGUUGGUGAAGUGGUGGCAGCUUUGACGAGGAGGAGCGGCGGCAGACGAGGAGGCAGGAGGAGGAGGAGGAGGAGGCUGGGCUGCUCGGAGAGUUAUGAGCAGUUUCAACAUCAGAACCGACACCUCCACGUUGAGCUCCUCUUUGGGCACCGACAGUCAGGGCUCACCGCUCGGCGUCACCACCACCACCACCACCAACAACAACAACAAGGAGUGGGCCGUGGGGAGCGAUGGGUUCCCUUGCUGCCACGAGAUGAGUCCCAUGGACGAGACGGUGCAGGCGGGGAUGUCAUCGGUCCAGUCGGGACAUGACGGGCACCUGCCCUUUCUACACGCCGGGCACCGCAGCCCGGAGGGCGGCUUGCUCCUGGACCUGACUUCCCCCGGAGGCUACAUCGACAGCGGGCCACUAGGGUACAGCAACGGCGGCGGGAGCAACGCCGGGCCGCUGUUCGAGAAGAGGAAGAGGUCGAGGUCCAACAGCUCCAGGCACCGCUUCAACGAGGUGGUGACGGAGCUGGGACCCGAGGAGGUGCGGUGGUUUUACAAAGAGGACAAGAAGACUUGGAAAGCCUUCGUCGGGCAUGACUCGCUCAACAUCGAGCUCAUGUUUCGGAAAUACUCCGAGCUGAUCCCCAGUGUGGCGGACUCCCGGGGCAGCGGCAGCAGCGGGGGGGAGAAGGAGAAGGAGCAGGAGAGCUGUGGUGGUGGUGAGGGCAAAGGGCUGAACGGUGCGGUUCCCGUGGAGACCAGGACCAGCAGCGUGCACGGAGGCCCGGGGUCCCUGGACAUAUCCACCGUGUCCUCAGAGGAGAGAGACCCUGACUGCUUUGAGAUCAACGUAGAGCCCGUGUGCGUCCGGGGAGGGCUCUACGAGGUGGACAUUAAGGAGAGGGAGUGCAACCCCGUCUACUGGAAGCAACAAGAUCACAUUUCGGUGAUGAGAGGCCAGUGGUUUAUUGACGGUACCUGGCUCCCAUUGGAGGAGGAGGAGAGUGACCUCAUCGAGCAGGAGCACCUAAGCCAUUUCCGCGGGCAACAGAUGCAGGACACGUUCGAGUCCGACCUGGUGGUGAAGACCGUCGAUAGCAAAGAUGUUCUCUCCCACCUGCCCCCUUUCUACCUCCCUUUUCUGUUCAAAUGGAGUGGAUAUCAGACGAGUGCUAAAACUACAUGUCACAAGCGCAAACGCUGUCAAGCCAUCCACAGUCUGAAGCUGAGCCGGACCCACGUGGAUUGGCACAGCGUGGAUGAGGUCUACCUCUACAGCGACGCCACCACUUCCAAAAUUGCUCGCACCGUGACUCAGAAACUGGGUUUCUCCAAAGCCUCAAGCAGUGGUACACGGCUCCACCGGGGCUUCGUUGAGGAGGCCUCACCUGAGGACAGACCCCCUCAGACUACACACAUCGUCUUUGUGGUCCAUGGGAUUGGACAGAAGAUGGACCAGGGACGCAUUAUUAAAAACACUGGAAUGCUGAGGGAGGGUGUGAGGAAGAUGGAGGAGAAGCACUUUUCAGAAAUCAGUGAGGAGCAUGUGGAUUUCCUGCCGGUCGAGUGGCGCUCCAAACUCUCACUGGAUGGAGACACAGUAGACUCAAUCACACCAGACAAAGUGAGAGGACUGAGAGAUCUCCUCAACAGCAGUGCGAUGGACAUCAUGUACUACAACAGCCCCCUUUACAGGGACGAGAUUACCAAGGGCCUAACGCAGGAGCUUAACAGGCUUUACACACUCUUCUGCUCCCGGAAUCCUGAGUUCGAGGAAAGGGGAGGAAAAGUGUCCAUAGUGUCUCACUCCCUCGGCUGCGUCAUCACCUACGACAUCAUGACGGGCUGGGAUCCCGUGCGCUUCUGCCUACAAGAGGAUCACGCUGUGGAAGAGGAGCUGGACCUGCGCUGGAUAUCGUACCAAGAGAGGCACAUUUUAGAACAGCUACGGCUCACGAGGACUAGGUUGCGAGAGCUGGAAACUCAGCUCCUCACACUGGAGGCCUCUAAACCCUCCGCACCUCCAGCCCUCAAAUUUAAGGUGGAGAACUUUUUCUGCGUGGGUUCUCCUCUGGCGGUGUUCUUGGCCCUGAGAGGCAUCCGCCCUGGUACCAGCUGCCAUCAGGACCACAUCCUGCCCACUCCCAUCUGCAGCAGGCUCUUCAACGUCUUCCAUCCCACAGACCCUGUGGCCUACAGACUGGAGCCCCUCAUCCUUAAACAUUAUAGCAAUAUCGCACCUGUUCAGAUACACUGGUGUAGCGCCACAAACCCCACAUCCUACGAAGAGGUCCGGCCAACCUUCCUCAACCCAGUCAAAGACCCAACAUCUGACACCGAGAGCAUUCCCAGCCCAAGCACUUCCCCUGUCCUCCCCCGCAGGCACUAUGGAGAAUCCAUCACUAACCUGGGCAAGGCCAGUAUACUAGGAGCGGCGAACAUAGGGAAAGGUAUCGGAGGCAUCCUCUUCUCUCGUUUCUCGCGCUCCAACAGCCAGCCUUCAGUGUCUUUAGGACUGGAGGGAGGGACAAACACAGAGGAGGAGGAGCAGAAGCGGGCAGAGAGCCAGUCAGCAUACGGCCUCUCCACCAUGAUCCGGCCCACCUCACCCAUCGUUGACACAUCAUUGGAGCUGGAGCGGCGCGUCGACUUUGAGCUCAGAGAAGGUCUGGUGGAGAGUCGCUAUUGGUCAGCAGUUACCUCCCACACAGCCUACUGGUGCUCACAUGACAUCGCACUCUUCCUGUUGACUUUCAUAUACAAGCAGAAGACGACCUCUGACUUAGCAGAAGACGCUCCAGAGCCAGACUGAGUCUGCACAUUACACAACACACUCUUGAAUAGUGUCUGACAACUCUAAAAGGGUUGGCGAGACACGGAAAUAGACUUCAUCCAUUUAUUUUUAUGCGCACAAACUGAUUAAAUACACUUAUCUCUUUCCUUUAUCUCCCUGUGAUCCAGCUUUUUGGAAUCUUGGAUAUCAACACAGACUAACUGACGUAACUCCAGGAUGUGCAUUUAAUGUCUCUUUUUGUUUAUCUUGUACACAAUUGUGCACCCUACGGGUGACAGUGUUGGAUCAGGAACCCCUAAGGAGGUGCCCCUUUUACUAGUAUGAGCAGAAGUUGCUUAUAAACAUGAAAUAAGAGCUGAAUGAGUUUGAUGCACCAAGUGGAAAAGACUUAACUUCGUCCCCGACAACAGCAGCAUCCUGUUGGUGAAGUGUCCAUAAGUUUACGGUUGAUUAAUGCUUCUGCCCAGCCUCCUUUCCAGUGACUCAGUCUGGAGCCUUGUGACACACAUGCCUGACCCUCGGUCACUGAGGCUUUCAGAUUAAAGUUUUCUUUGACAUCGAGGAGAAAGAAAUAGAGCUGUCAAAAAUAGUUUUAUCCUUAAAACAUUUCUAACCUUUAACAUCUUUAUCUCUACUUUAUCUCUGAUGCUAACAAGCAAAUUGUAUGCCUUUCAAAAUUAGCCAAACAAUGUUACACAUGAAGAAUGUGUUGUCUGUUAUACGUAUGAAUAGGUAUCUCUGUUAAGUUCUUUUUUUUUUAAUUUUUAAAUUUUUUUACAGAACCUGAGGGCAUUAUCCCUUUAACAAUGUUUGGGAAGCAUGAAGAGAAACAUAACAAACGUAUAUGUUUGUUUUUCUUAUUCUAUGCCAUGAUCACCUCUUUUUUUAACAUUCAGUCCUAAAUCAGACACCAUAUGCACUAAAUCAAACAUGAGCAAACCACUACUUUUAUACCACACGCAGUUAAUCAUUCAAUGUUGAGUUUCCAUUAACUAAACAGUUUUGGGGAUAAAAUGCCUCUUAUUACAGCAGUCACAUUUUAUCAGGACAUCGUUUUCCAUAAAUGUUUACAACCACAUAAGGCUUGUAUCAUGAUACUUAUACUUUAUCGACAAAGCAUUGAGCAUGUGUAUUUAUCUUCUUACACACAGUUUAUGAAUCCAGAUCGUAGUCUAAAACUCUCACAAAGUCUUUUGCUGAACUCAAAACAAUCGUAUUCAUUCAAACUUGCAUGAUUCUAUUUAACUGAUGUGAUACCGAGAUAAUUUUCCAUGUUCAUGUCUUUAUAACGACAUCCAGAUGAAAUCCGUGGUACUAGAUGCAUUUUUUUCUUUAAAAAAAUAAAUAUAUAUACAUAUAUUUUUCCUAGCGAUUUUCAGGCUCUUGUGGGCAUGAACAUGGUUCUCAUCUCGGGAAAGUGGGACUCAAACCUGUGGCCAAAUGACGUGUCUAGCUUGCUACGCUCGGCUUUAGUGGUGCAAAGGCUAAUUCAUACUCCAUGAAAACGUAAUUGGCCUAAGGUAAAAGUAGCUUCUAUUUUCAUUUUGUGGCCAGUGCACACAAAAGUUAAUUGUAUCUUAUUGGCCUUUUUUGUGAAUUGGUGACUGGUUCACACUUUGAGAAAUGAAUAUGUUGCAGCCUGUCUUUUUAUUUGUUUAAAAGAUGGGCUCCUUCACACUUACAAACCUGUGUUUUCUAAAGAGAGAAAACAAUAUGGACAAUAAGCAAAAGCAAAUCAUGACCAUUUUUUCUAAAAAAAAGUUUCUGCUUAUCAUGACUUGUGUAGAUGUCUUUUCUUAAUAUGGUCCUUUAACAACACAGCCAGUAGCAUUUAUGCAGAAAUGAGAAAAGCUCACUCACUUUACGUGGUGUCGUAAAAAAUAGUAAAUGGAUGCUGGAAGAAGAAAGACAUUGCAGAGAGUGCCAACACACAUCUAAUGAACUGUGUUGAUGUCUUUAUUAAGUAGAAAAUCUCUUAUGAUUGUUAAUGGAUGUCUAAUUAAAUCAUUUGUAACACAACCGCAGUGGAUGAAGAAAUGGAACGACCCUCAGAUACACAUGUGACAGAGCGUGUUGCCGUCUGUGUCAAAUUUUCCAUGUUAUAAUAUCAAAGAGCUUAUUUUAAUUAGCAACUGUGCGAGCUGCUGCUUUUACGUCAACACCGUCACAGGCUGUUUGGGAUCAAUUUAUCGGUGUUGUGUGUCUGUUAUGUCCGCAAAGGCCUAAUGACUGAAACCAGGCUGCCUUUUAAUUGACCAGAUAGUAUAGCAUGGACAAAAUAGAAGGGAGUAUGAUAUGGAAGAAUUUCUACAUUUGACCUGGUGGAUCUUGCACAUUCAUCAGCUAUGAGUUGCACAGAAAGGAUGUAGGAAACAACCCGAUAAUUAAUGAUUUUAUUUAUUCUUGUUUGCAUGUGUUACAUUGCAGCAAUAGAAAUUUGAAGGUGUUUCCCGGACAGCAGGAAUGCUAUUUACCUUGGAAACCUUAGGUGUGCAAUGCAGAAUAUAUAGAACACUUCCAUUGUUGCCUCUGCACCUGAAAAAUCACACUUGCAAAUACGUAUUGUAGGAGUGUGUACAGGCCCUCAUAACAAUCACGACAAGGUUUGUGAUUUGGCUCCAAGUUUCCACGAUUUAAGUGAAAUUUGCACAUUUUCCAUCAGAGCAAUUCUUGAUUCGACACAGAUUUUAAACUGUGCUCACUCUGCAUGAGAAAUCAAUAAAUAAACAACUAAACUGGAGAGAAUGAAAGAUAGUUUUGUCAAUGUACAUUGUACUUUUGACUUCAUGAGCAUUUUAUGCACAACAUUUUGAAUGAUGACCGUUUACUCUAUUUUUUUUGUCAAAGGUACAAGCAUCAGGGAAAAGUCUACUAUACAUUUUUGUAGAUUUAAGUGUUGAUUCCAGUUCGAAGCCAUUAUUCCUUCAAAUGAUCAAGUGCUGUCACGGGUGUGUUGUCAGUCUUUAAAAUAUUCAAAAGCUAAUCAAAGAAGGGCCUGCAGCCAUAUGUCAUCACACACUGGGUGAGGAAGAGAACUGCACAUUGAAACGUAUUGUGUUUUUGAAUGAAAAUUGUCAGUUACCACUGUUAACUUUGAAUGGAUGUCUGGAAACGUUUUUUUUUUUUUGUCUGUCCCUAGAGCUGUGCAAUAACCCAUGCCUGUAAUGGAUUCUAACUGCCAUCCAAAGCAUUGUAUUUAUUUCCUUUUAUUAAAGUAUUUCUUUUCCUUUUUGGA
Messenger RNA from Hippoglossus stenolepis (Pacific halibut), 6414 nucleotides. RefSeq names its product DDHD domain containing 1a (gene ddhd1a). The coding region runs from base 489 to 3197 and encodes 902 amino acids. The transcript has 14 exons. Lineage: Eukaryota; Metazoa; Chordata; Actinopteri; Pleuronectiformes; Pleuronectidae. The record is from RefSeq and is a predicted model, not a curated record. Gene Ontology annotation, molecular function: metal ion binding; glycerophospholipase activity. Gene Ontology annotation, cellular component: cytoplasm.